Messenger RNA from Phycomyces blakesleeanus NRRL 1555(-), 558 nucleotides. RefSeq lists its product as hypothetical. The record is from RefSeq and is a predicted model, not a curated record. The coding region runs from base 1 to 558 and encodes 185 amino acids. Lineage: Eukaryota; Fungi; Mucoromycota; Mucoromycetes; Mucorales; Phycomycetaceae. Gene Ontology annotation, molecular function: hydrolase activity; structural constituent of ribosome. The transcript has 2 exons. Gene Ontology annotation, cellular component: mitochondrial large ribosomal subunit.
AUGUCAGCAUCAAAAUCAAAGUUUAUUCACACACAAACUUCAAAUCUUGAGGAUUCAGUAGAAUUGUAUCGAUCUGUGGCAGGAAUCAUUCUAAAGAGACAUCCAAUGUUAAGCACGAAAGACAAUGUGAUCAUUGAAACAGAGAUUCAUGAAAUUACUCGUAGACCACAAGAAUGUCUUUAUUUACUAAUCAAGAAACCGCGAAAGGAUCAUGCCUGGCAGUUUCCACAGGGCGGGUCCGAGCCAGGGGAAACAGUAGUCGAAGCAGCGCUUAGAGAGCUUAAAGAAGAGUGUGGGUCCGAUCUAAAGGUGAAGGUUAAUACGAAGGACAUAAUUGGAGCCUACAAGUACCGGUUCCCCGUAGAGUUUAUUUUGUCACAGAAGCGGUCGAAGAAAUACGUUGGAGCAAAGGUUAAUUUCAUAAGUGCCGAGUGGGUGUCAGGACAAUGCCAGCCAGACCAGCAAGAGAUAAUUGACUUUGGCUGGUUAACUCGAGAAGAAAUUACUAAAUAUGUUAGCAAAGAGUACAGGGAUGCUAUUCUCCCAAUGCUAAACUAA